CGCAGCAAGUGUGGCUGUUUUGCCGACAUUCCUAUCGCGGGUGGCUGAAGACGGUCUGGCAGCGCGCUCGGGUCUGUGCCGCGUCCGAACGAAACGGGCUGUCCCUCCGCGGGAGCGGCCAAGCCAUGUUGAAGAUGCUGAACCCCAUGGCAUUGGAAGAGGAGGCAAAUAAAAAGCUCACAGAAUUUCUCCAGAAUGUCCAUAACAGAGAUUUUGUAUGGAUGGAUGAGAUUCUUGAAGAGGCUAUCAAGAUGUUCAAGAAUAACAGCUUUGAUGGAGAACCAGAGCUGAUGCCAAAAACACCAUCUCAGAAAAAUCGCAGUAAAAAGAAACGUUUCUCUUCUGUUAAAAAUGAUCCGUUUGCCACAAAGAGAUUGUCAAAAAGAAGCAGUGCCCGGAUAAGGGCUUCAAAGAGGAUUUCCCAACGUGUCCAGUGUAAAAAAGAGUUGGAAAUUUUGAAAGCUGGAUUAGAGAAUGCCUCUCCUUGUCUUCGUGUAACUAGAUCACGGGCUGCCAGUUCUUCCAGGCCCCCCUCAGUGGAUGCUUUUAAGAAUCCAGUUAUUGAUUUAGCCAAAGGGAGGAUACCACUAGUAGAAAUUAGUGCCAAUGAGAGGCGCAGUGCAGAAUUGCAGAUGGAAAAAACACCACCUCAAAUAGCGAAGGUCCCCAUAAGCCAUACUUCGUCUACAUCACCUGUUAAGAGAUCACAACCCUUGUCUAAAGCUUCUGUGCUCGUGAUCCCGAACACUCCUGAGGAAAAAAUAACAAAAGAGGGACGGGCAGCAUGUAAGUUGAAGAUAGCAAAUGUGUCUCUCUCCAGAAGUAUUGAAAAUGAAGAGCCCAAUGCUCAAAAUUUAUGUCCACCACAACAAGAAAAUAAGCUGCUGUGUGAACCCAAAGCCACUCUGAACUUCAAUGAAGGUCCACAAACACCUAUUGCCCCUAAAGGAAGCCGUCGCUCAGUGCGCCGAAGCUUGAUGGGCAGAACCUCCACAAGCUGUAGAGCCUCUCUGGUCAAGAGGUGCUCACUAAGCACCAGAAGGGAACAAAUAGUCCUGAGACGCAGUAGCAGGAUUGUAUCCAAGCAGGAAUUGAUCCAGCAGUCAUCUGUUCAUAGGCAUGUAAACACUCAGGCUGUUACGGAGGAAUUUCUGGAUAAAGAAAGUACUGAAUCUGGAGCAAAGUUACGUUCUAUGUGUCAUUCUCAGGAGGUUGAUGAAAAUCUCAGUAAAUCCCUUUGUUCUAACAAGACCGACAUGCCAGAAACUCUCCAAUCCCAAGAAAAACAGCACAAAGGAGACUGGGAAGAAGGCUUGUCUGAAAUGAGUGAUGAGUUACAAAAGCAGCCUCAGAGUGCCCGGAGAAAGCCAAGCUAUAAGAGGGCAGUUAGCAAUAGAGAUGAUGGACAGCACACGGAAGAUGAGCUCUCCCCACCAAGAAAAAAGACUCCAUCUCCUCAGUGCCCUGCCAGCAAGGUUGUGCGUCCUUUCAAGACAUUCUUGCACACAGUACAGAAGAACCAGAUGCUGAUGAUGACUCCUGGCUCUGUUAGUCGAAACAGCACUAUAAAAUCAUUCCUCAGACAGAACACUCCUCUCCGCAUCGAUCCCAAGGAAAAGGAGAGGCAGCGGUUAGAGAAUCUGAGGAAGAAAGAAGAGGCUGAGCAGCAAAGAAAAAGGAAAAUGGAGGAGGAAAAAAGGCGGCGACUAGAAGAGAUGAAGCGAAAACGUGAAGAGCGCCUCCGCAAGGUGUUGCAGGCCCGGGAGCGAGCAGAGCAGUUAGAAGAGGAGAAGAAGAAACGAAUUGAGCAAAAAUUUGCUCAACAUGAAGAGAAGAAUGAGAAGGUUCGAGAGGAAAAAGUGGCAGAAGACAAAAUUAAGAAAAGGGCAGCUGUCAAGAAGCUGGAAGAGCUUGAAGCCCGGCGCAAACAAGAGGAAGAUGCCCGGAAACAGAGAGCACUACAGCUGGAAGAGGAAGAACGUAGACAUAAGGAGCUGAUGCAGAGGAAAAGAAAGGAGGAACAAGAGAAAGCAAAGAAGAUUGCCGAACAACGCCAGGCUGAGCUGGAAAGAGAAAAAAACCUGGCUGCUGAGAGAGAACUGGAGAGGAAGCGAGAACAGGAAAAGAUCCAGGCGCAGCAGGAGUGUGAACAGCAAGAGAAAGAAAAGGCUGCUCGCUUGCAGAGAGAGGUUUUACAAGCAGCUAAGGAAAAGGAGAGGCUCAGCAAAGAAAUGGAGGAAAAAGAGAGGAAGUUGCAGGAACAACAGAAGCAAGAAGAGGAACUACAGAAAACAACUUUAGAGGCUCAGGCGGAGACUGCCAAUAAACAACUGAAUGUGACGGUGAAUGUUGAGAACUCGCCUAUCAGUAAUUCAUACCAGAUGACACCUCAAGGCCCCAAACAACCCAAGAUUGAUCUAAAUAAUUAUGGGAUGGAUUUGAACAGUGAUGAUUCAACAGAUGAUGAGAGCCAGCCCCGCAAACCCAUCCCUGCUUGGGCUACUGGAAAUCAGCUAAGCCAAGCAAUCCUGCGUCAAUAUUAUAACCCACCAAAUACCAAAGCACUCUUUGGAGUGGUGAAGAGUCCCAGGUUGGAAGAAAUCUUCUAUAAGAGCAAGCCGCGUUAUUUCAAGCGCACUAGCUCUGCAGUAUGGAAUUCCCCACCUUUCACAGGUGGCAAAUCUGUCCCUUCUGCUUUCAAGAGGUGCUGAUGCCUGUUCAGUCUAAUGUGUGUCUGGUUAUAUUUGUCAAAGGAGAACAUGUAUUGCUUUUUAAUGUGUACACUCUUUUUUCUUUUAUCAAUAUUAAUAAAUAUUAUGCUCCCAUGAUGAAGUUUCUGUCUCUGCUCACGGUGCCUAAGUGACCUGCUAGGAUUGGCAACAAUAUUAUAAUAACCCUAUUGUUAUAUAUGUCAGCUGUUAGGAACCUAUAUGUAGAGAGUAAGGGAGUUGACCUCGACGGAAAUAAAUAAGAACCGUUACCUAGGCAAAGACGGCUGAAACAUUAUUUAAGUCCUGGGAAGCAAGACAAUAUU
Candoia aspera is the source of this 3034-nucleotide messenger RNA. RefSeq names its product inner centromere protein (gene INCENP). The record is from RefSeq and is a predicted model, not a curated record. NCBI's taxonomy places the organism in Eukaryota, Metazoa, Chordata, Lepidosauria, Squamata, Candoiidae. The transcript has 18 exons. Gene Ontology annotation, biological process: meiotic spindle midzone assembly; mitotic cytokinesis; metaphase chromosome alignment. Gene Ontology annotation, cellular component: meiotic spindle midzone; kinetochore; chromosome passenger complex. Bases 126 to 2711 code for a protein of 861 amino acids.